Molecule: messenger RNA, 1081 nt
Organism: Durio zibethinus
Lineage: Eukaryota; Viridiplantae; Streptophyta; Magnoliopsida; Malvales; Malvaceae
Source: RefSeq, a predicted model, not a curated record
CCGAUCGACACACACAAAAAAAAAAAAAAAAGUCCAAACACUUUGGCCUCUUUGAGCGUCGUAAUUUUCCGAAAGCUGAAGUGGCCGGAACUGUGGCCAAAGCACAGCAACCAAACAAAUAUUACAUCUGCGAGGGCACAAACCAGGGCAUACGCUGGACUAGUGCGAUCGUAUGCAAUCGUAUACGCAGGCACAUUCACACUGGAGAGAGAGUUGUGUAGGAAGGAAUCUGUGAAGUGAAAGAGCGGUUAAUAGGUGAAGAUGGGAAGAGGAAAGAUCGAGAUCAAGAGGAUUGAGAACACCACCAAUCGUCAGGUUACCUUUUGCAAGCGCAGGAAUGGGCUGCUCAAGAAAGCUUACGAAUUGUCAAUCCUUUGUGAUGCAGAAGUAGCCCUAAUUGUCUUCUCCAGCCGUGGCCGCCUCUACGAGUACUCCAACAACAACAUAAGAUCAACAAUAGAGAGGUACAAGAAGGCAUGUUCAGAUAGUUCAAACACAAACACGGUUACUGAAAUCAAUGCUCAGUAUUAUCAACAAGAAUCAGCGAAGUUGAGACAGCAGAUUCAAAUGCUACAGAAUUCUAACAGGCACCUAAUGGGAGAUUCCUUGAAUUCCUUAACUGUGAAGGAGUUAAAGCAGAUAGAGAAUAGGCUCGAACGAGGCAUUACUAGGAUCAGGUCAAAGAAGGAAAUUGAGUUGGAAAAUGAGAGCGUUUGUCUCCGAACCAAGAUUGCAGAAAUUGAGAGGCUUCAGCAAGCUAACAUCGUUACUGGAACUGAGCUGAAUGUUAUCCAAGCGUUAGCUUCUCGCAAUUUCUUCAGUCCAAAUGUGAUUGAGGGACCUGGAACUGCCUACUCACAUCCUGACAAGAAGAUUCUCCAUCUUGGGUAGAGUACAAGAGAAGCUGAUAUCUGAAAAUGGUGUUUUGAUAAUACAGUAAAUAAGCAUGCAUUUAAACCAUAUGCACUGUACAACUACUAUGAAGAUGUAACUGUUAAUUGUUAUGUGCUUGUUUUUGGAGUAUCAUUCUGAUAUAUAUGGACAUGUUUAAUUUUGCCUCUGAAACUGUUUUAUUAAUUAA